CAUACAGCCUCCUGUGCUCGUUAGCCGCUUCAUGAUCAACAUGAAGAUGGCCGGCUCGUCAAUGUCGAACUACUCUACGCACAUGGGUCAUCAGCAACAAGGCCAGCCGACACUGCAGUCCAGAAGGCCAACAGACCGUCUGCGCAAUAUUGAGGGAACGCUGUCAGAUAUUUGGAGCGACGAACGCCGUGAGGAAGAGAGCGAUGCCGCAGGAGUAGAUGAGGACGGACAUCGUGAAACCAACGCCGAAGCGUAAGCCGGCCCUGUCAAUGAUCGAGUUAGACUCUAAAGUAUGUUCUGUUCCAGGCGGACAGCGGCAUUUGCAACUUGUGCUAGCAGGAGGCUCAAAGUUUAGUAUAUUCGAGAAUGAUCCUCAUCCCAGUUGAACGGUGUGCCAAUAGGUCUUCCAGGACGCGGUUAGCUGAGGGACACGUUGCGCAAGCUCCAAAGACGCGUCGUGCCGUACUAUGCGAGGAGGUCGUCGCAGACCACAGGGAUGCGCUGGUGCGAUUGAGCACUUUGCGCCCAGUCGGGAUCCCCGACCCCGACGGGCGCGAACGACACACUAGC
Molecule: messenger RNA, 570 nt
Organism: Phanerochaete carnosa HHB-10118-sp
Lineage: Eukaryota; Fungi; Basidiomycota; Agaricomycetes; Polyporales; Phanerochaetaceae
Exons: 1
Coding region: 41-256 (71 amino acids)
Source: RefSeq, a predicted model, not a curated record